Manduca sexta (tobacco hornworm) is the source of this 3945-nucleotide messenger RNA. It is a transcript of the gene yki, whose product is annotated as transcriptional coactivator yorkie. The record is from RefSeq and is a predicted model, not a curated record. Gene Ontology annotation, molecular function: transcription coactivator activity; protein binding. Gene Ontology annotation, biological process: positive regulation of transcription by RNA polymerase II; hippo signaling. Lineage: Eukaryota; Metazoa; Arthropoda; Insecta; Lepidoptera; Sphingidae. Bases 146 to 1474 code for a protein of 442 amino acids. Gene Ontology annotation, cellular component: nucleus; cytoplasm. The transcript is spliced from 6 exons.
CGGCCGGCGGGGAGAGCGUCAGUCGCGCAGCGAGCGCUAUAUUGUAAGUACGUCGGGUGGCGCCGCGCCAACCCGUCGCGUGUUAGUGUUGUGUCACAGCGGUGGGCCAGGUCGGUUUCGAGAUUUCUUCGUUCCGACGUAAAUAAUGGCGCUGAAUUCGGACGCUGAACAGAAAUCGAACCUGGUCCUCCGCGUGGACCAGGAUUCUGACUCGGUUCUACAGUCAUUGUUUGACACAGUGCUUAAGCCGGACUCAAAACGACCGCUACAGGUGCCUCUCCGCAUGCGACAGCUUCCAAAGUCGUUCUUUAACCCGCCGUCGACCGGUUCUAAGUCGCCAUCUGUGUCUCACUCGCGAGAAAACUCGGCUGACUCGGCAUUUGGAUCGUCGUCAGCGACUGGCGCCUCACCGGUGUCGCACUCUCGUGCACAUUCGUCACCAGCCAGUUUGCAACAGACUUAUGCUGCGGGCCAACAGAACCAGCAACCACCGUUACACCAUCAACACACUAAACAACGAUCCUAUGACGUCGGCUCACAUAUUCCAGAUGAUCUCGGCCCACUUCCAGCGGGUUGGGAGCAGGCUCGCACUCCAGAAGGGCAAAUAUAUUAUCUCAAUCACAUAACAAAGACGACGACAUGGGACGAUCCCCGCAAGACCCUGGCAGCGCAGACCGUGGCCGGCGGCGUGCAGCACCAAAGCGCAGAAGCGCUCCUCACGCAGCCGGCGGCACCACAGACCAUCGCGAACACAACCACCACCGCAGCGAAGAGUACAAGUAACAGCACGACAGAUCCACUAGGGCCGCUGCCGGAGGGCUGGGAGCAGGCGACCACGGCGGAAGGAGAAAUCUACUUUAUAAAUCAUGCCGCUCGCACUACAUCCUGGUUCGACCCCAGAAUACCGCAACAUUUGCAACGCACGCCCGUGUCGGGAGGCGCGGCGGGCGGCGGCUGGGCUAACGCCUCGAUACAGGCCUGCCAGCAGAAACUCCGUCUACAGUCCCUGCAACUCGAGAGGGACCGUCUCAAGCAACGCCAGCAGGAGAUUAGGCUCCAGCAAGAACUGAUGGCUCGGCAAACGACAUCGAUUUCCGCGUCGUUGGCCAGCAGUACGGGGGCGGUGGCCAGUACCGACCUGCCGCUGGAUCCUUUUCUGUCCGGCUUGACGGAUCACCAGCGGCAGGAGUCCGCUGACAGCGGGCUAGGAAUGGCGGUCCCGCAGUCAUACUCCAUGCCUCACACGCCCGACGACUUCCUCGCCGGCAUGGACGACCGCAUGGAUUGCAGCAGCGAGGCCGGAGCAAACCUCGACUCCACCGAUAUCACGCUCGGUGACAACAUAGACUCCACUGACGACCUGGUACCUUCUUUACAGUUGAACGAGUUCACAAACGACAUUCUGCUGGACGACGUGCAGUCGUUGAUAAACUCGACGCCAAGCAAGCCCGACAACGUGCUCACCUGGCUGUAGGCGCCGCGCAUGCGCACGCGCCGCGCCCGCCCGACACGGCACCGAGCACCGCACCGAGCACCGCACCGAGCACCGCACCGCGUUACUGAACAACCGGAACUAAACUUCAGGAACAUGCGCUCAGUACCAUUUGUGAAAACCACCCUCAACAUGGCUACAUCGUCAUACUAGCUAACGUGUAAUUAUCGUCAAAUUAGGAAAUUAUUAAUACAACAUACAAAAGCAGAUGACAAGCGUCUAGUGUUUCAUAAGUGGCACUGAAAUUAUUCUUGGAAGUUUUCUUCACUACAUUCUCAGUAACAUAUUUAAAAUUAAUUUAGCGUACUUAUCGCUUUUAUACAACGUCAAUUAAAUAGUGUCCGUGGCAAAAUCGUUUUAAAGGUGUACAUUUUAAUAUGAAAUGACAAUAACUAGCAUAUGUGUGUAUGAAUUGAUGUGAACAAGACCGCUUUUGCUACAUAUAAGAAUGAUUUGUCGACACUUAUAUGGCAGUAUCAUAUCACUGUUAGUGCAAACAACUAUUACAAUACAAAUCUGAAAUUUUUAAUAGUUGUUUGUGUUAGUAUAAUUGCUUACAAAAGAUAAACUAAGAGUGGCAAGGGGCGUUACUCUAAUCGCAAAAAUUUUAGACAUCAUAUUUGAAUUUUCCAAUACGUGACUUAGCUUUUUAAUAUUUUUUCAAGGCCAGUACAUAGCCAGUGAAGGAUAUUUUUGGUAAUCCGUUUGCCCCUUUCACUCUUUACACAUGGACAGCCUAGUGUCUUCACGCUUAUUGGGCAGUAUCAGUUUUAUCUCUAUCUCUGCAUUUAUUCGAAUGAGAUAGUAAUACUGUAAAAUUAUAUUUGCACAAUAAGUGUCUUGUGUAACAUAUAGGGAGGUUAAUGCAUUGUAACAUUUUGUACUAAUCUAAACUGGUGCGUUUGAUCUUGAGGACUGUAUUAUAAAUGUUUGAUAACGUAUAUAGUUGUUAGUUAAUCAUCUCCAAUAGAGCGCGAGUGAUGAGUGUCUGUGUACACUAUCUCGAAGUGAAGUGUUCUCUGGGUAUGUCAUGCAGUAGCGGGUCCGUGCCGCGAGCCGCGAGCCGCGAGCCGCGAGUGUGACGUCACACAGUGCAGCGUCUCUCGGGUGUCGCAAGCCUGCCUUCCGCGAGGAAAGCAGUUGCGUUGCGACGAGUUUGUGCAUGAAUCACGUUUCCCAUAUUCUUUGGAUUGAGACUAUCGGAAAUCAAAAACGUCCAUAAUAUUGUCAUAUCUUUCUGCGAUGAAAUAUUUUAAACUUAUGGUAUGUGUAACAUUAAGAUUGUGAUAACAUCUCGACACCACAGUGCCUUAUUCUGCCUUAAAGAAGAUCGUAUUAUAUUUAUUGUUUUGUAAUUUAGAUAAUAACGAGACCCUAUUUCGACAUGUUUUGUAAGACCACUGAUAUGAUAGUGAUUUGUAUGGAAAAAUAAAACUACUUAUUUACUUGUAGUGAUUUGUUUGUCGACUUACACCGUCCUUGUGUAUUUUUCGAGAUUAUGGUUAGAUGUUAAGUUUUAUAGUUGAAUCGCGAACUAGACUAUUAUGCUGGCAACUCUUAUUAUAAUUGAUGGUAUUUGAUUGCAGUGGACAAUGUAACUUGUGCAUUGUACACGUGUCACGUGUGUGGGUGUAUGGAUGCAGCUAGUUGAUAACUGUGUCGCGAGCCGAGUCGCGCGGUGUAGUACAGCGACUCGGCACGCCACUUGUGCCUUACAGCAUUAUGGAAUUCUUUACUCAUUAUUGUAUACUCUGACACGACAAGGACUACACAAUAAUAUAAUUCUAUUAUUCGGUGCCAAUUACGAAUAAUUUAUUACGUCUGCAGUUUCUUCAUUUCGUUCAUAUCAUGAUUUGACUAUUAAAGGUAGGUAUCCUUUAUGCGACUCAUAAUAUUUCACCAAAUCGAUUAUUCUCAAAAUUGUGUUUAGCCCACCUAGUCUUUAGAUUUUGUUUUUUGUAUGAGUGUAAUAAAUUCAGCUAGCUUGGUCGAUUACGCUAUUGUAAUCAGACUUUUAAUAUAAAAUGCUACAUUGAAAACUUUGCCAUAUUAGUAAAAGUACUGUUAUUCUAAUAAGACUUAAUGUAAUCUUCAAUUAUGGUAAAUAGCUAUAAUUGUCAUCAAUGUAACUAUUGUAAUUAGACGUAACGGUGCUGGGUUUAUGGUACAGUAUAAUUUUGUAUUCUGUAGAUCCAUUCGUUGUAUACUUUAUUUUGUAUUUGUCAUGUAUUAAUAGUAAGAUUCCAUAAGUAAGGAUGCUUCUCAUAUUGUUCGGUUGAUUAUUCUCCGGCGCCGCCGCUGGUACGUAGUGUGAUGUGUCGCAUCGAGAAACAUUCCAUGUUGCUAACAGUAAGCAGGCCAGUGCGCCGGCGCCGCGGCGGGCUCACCUCCCACGGAAUAGUAUCCAAACAAUAUAACGAGUAUUCACUUUAUUCUUUUAUAAGUAUAGCCUU